This is a messenger RNA of Sparassis crispa, 618 nucleotides long. RefSeq lists its product as hypothetical. The record is from RefSeq and is a predicted model, not a curated record. Bases 1 to 618 code for a protein of 205 amino acids. The transcript has 3 exons. Lineage: Eukaryota; Fungi; Basidiomycota; Agaricomycetes; Polyporales; Sparassidaceae.
AUGUUCAAGGUCGUCUCUAUCCUCCUCGCUGCUGCCUUCCUCGGCGGUGUCUCCGCCCAGAGCAGCUCAGCUGUUCCGACGGGGCUUCCUUCCAGCAUUACACCGUGCAUCCUUUCCUGCGUUCAGCAGGCGGCUGCCUCAGGCGGUUGCAGCAGCUUUUCGGAUCUUUCCUGCGUCUGCACGUCGACUGCCUUCCAGAGUGCCGCGCUCUCGUGCUUGCAGGCCAACUGCACUUCUGCGGAGGUCUCAGCUGCUCAGGCGCUCCAGUCAGCUGAAUGUGUUGCAGUGAGCGCGAGCAGCAGCGUAGCAUCGGCUACGUCUGUUCCAUCCUCGCUUUCUUCCGCUGCUUCCUCUGCAGCUUCCUCGGUGUCCUCUGCUAUCUCCAGCCUCUCUUCCGCACUCUCUUCGUCCCACUCCAGCAUCUCUUCCGCACUCUCAGCGUCCCACUCCAGCAUCUCUUCCGCACUCUCUUCUGCCACUCACAGCAGUUCGAGCUCCAGCAGCAGCUCUACCAGCUCCAGCGCCGCUAUGGCUCUUGACCUGAUUAGUGCCGGAGGGCUUGCAAGCGUCGGUGUUGCGCUCGCGGGAGUUGUCUUUGGUGCCGGGUUGGUACUCUAG